Messenger RNA from Brassica oleracea var. oleracea, 1327 nucleotides. Its product is annotated as transcription factor RAX3-like. NCBI's taxonomy places the organism in Eukaryota, Viridiplantae, Streptophyta, Magnoliopsida, Brassicales, Brassicaceae. The record is from RefSeq and is a predicted model, not a curated record. The transcript is spliced from 3 exons. Bases 181 to 1290 code for a protein of 369 amino acids.
AUACUUUUCUCCAUUAUACACAUUUCCGUGUAUGUAUAUAUAAGAACCUCACAUACACGCACCAUCAUACAAACAUCCUCCUCCUCCUCUUCAUCAUCAACAUAGUUGAGAAAGAUAAAAAAUAAAGAGGGAGAGAAAGAGAAAGAAACACAUCAAGAACAAGAAUCACGAAUCAAGAAGAUGGGAAGAGCACCGUGUUGUGACAAGGCUAACGUGAAGAAAGGGCCUUGGUCUCCUGAAGAAGAUGCAAAGCUCAAAGAUUACAUCGAGAGUAGUGGCACAGGAGGCAACUGGAUCGCUUUGCCUCAGAAGAUUGGUCUAAGGAGAUGUGGGAAGAGUUGCAGACUAAGGUGGCUUAACUAUUUGAGACCUAACAUCAAACAUGGUGGCUUCUCUGAGGAAGAGGACAACAUCAUUUGUAACCUCUAUGUUACUAUUGGUAGCAGGUGGUCUAUAAUUGCUGCACAAUUGCCUGGAAGAACAGACAACGAUAUCAAGAACUAUUGGAACACGAGGCUGAAGAAGAAGCUUCUUAACAAACAAAGAAAAGAGUUCCAAGAAGCUCGGAUGAAGCAAGAGAUGGUGAUGAUGAAACGACAGCAACAAGGACAAUGCCAAAGUAAUGGUAGUACGGAUCUUUAUCUGAACAACAUGUUUGGAUCAUCACCAUGGCCAUUACUGCCUCAGCUUCCUCCUCCUCAUUGUCAAGUACCUCUUGUGAUGAUGGAACCAACAAGCUGCAAUUACUACCAACCGACACCGUCUUGCGCAUUAGAGCAAAAGCCAUUGAUCCCACUCAAGAACAUGGUCAAGAUUGAAGAAGAACCGGAGAGAUCAAACCCUGAUCAUCAUUAUCCGGAAGACUCAAUGACAAACUCUUUUGAUCUUUCCUUUUCUCAGCUUUUGUUAGAUCCUAAUUACUACCUGGAAUCAGGAGGAGGAGAAGGAGAGUUUGCUCUCAUGAGUAGCAGUACGAACUCUCCAUUACCAAACACAAGUGAUGAUCACCAUCAACAUCAAAAAGAGAUUACUCAAUGGUUUGGGAGUGGUAAUUUUCAAACAGAAGCUAUCAAUGAUGUGUUCUUAAACAACAACAACUUAGCGAAUUUUGAGACCAACGAUGAGAACGCAAAACUAUAUGCAAACUCAUCAGUAACCGGAGCUGGAGCAGCGUUUGCCGGAGGAACGACGAGUACAUCGGCUGAUCAAAGCACAAUAAGUUGGGAGGACAUAACCUCUCUUCUUAAAUCCGAUGAUGCAAGUUACUUCAAUGGGCCAAAUCAUGUGUAAUUUUUUCUGCAAAAUUUUAUUUUUACUUAUAUAUAUA